This is a messenger RNA of Phlebotomus papatasi, 1256 nucleotides long. RefSeq lists its product as uncharacterized. The record is from RefSeq and is a predicted model, not a curated record. NCBI's taxonomy places the organism in Eukaryota, Metazoa, Arthropoda, Insecta, Diptera, Psychodidae. The coding region runs from base 759 to 1256 and encodes 165 amino acids. The transcript has 2 exons.
UCAGCAUUUGUCGUAACUUCAUUUUUGCGAUUUUGUGAUAUAUACAUUUUUGGAAUCUGCGUAAUUUUGUUUAUUAAACUAACUUGAGAAAUAAAAACUUCUAAACCUCAAUUAAAAAUUAUUUUAAAUAAAAAUUAUCGUAACUACAUUAAAUUUGAUAAAAUUUAUCAGCAUUUCUCGUAACUUCCAUUUUUGAUGAAGUUACGAUAAAUUUUCAUACAAAAUUUUCUCUAAUCAGCAUUUCUCGUAACUUUCUCGUAACUGUCACAAUAAUAUGCAUUCUAUUUUCAACAUUUAUCGUAACUUCGGAAGCUCAGAGAAACUAUUUGAAAUUUGAAGCGAUAUUGUAAUUCAUCUCAAAAAAAUAAUUAUGAAUUCUUUUUUAAAGACUCAAAGAGAAUUUUAAAAUUACAAAUGUAAAUCAUUUUUAUAAUAAAUUUAUAAGAGAAUAUGUAUUGUUCACUCUUAGAUUUUUUUAUGACCAUUUUGCGAUUUUGUUAAAAAUGCAAAUUUUUUCCAUUUAUUAAAAGAGAGCACAAUGCGAAGUAAAUGCCUCUCUGUUAUUGGUCUCUAAACAAUGCAAGUGACGCGACGCGGUGGGACACAAAAUUGUAUAUAAUCGUGAAAAAUUGUGAAAAUUUAGAAUCAAAAGGUAAUUAUUGUGUGAAAUAAUUAUUAUUUAGGCUGGAAAUAUUAUUUGUGCAAUAUUAAAAAACAUCGUAAUAUGUUUUUCAGUGCAAAGUGUGGUAAUUGAGGUUAUGUCGUCCAUGGAAGAUGGGCAAAUUCUUCAGGAUUCUCUCAAAUUUAAAGGUGAUUCAGAGCUCCGAGACUUCCGGGAUUAUUUCGGGAAUGAAGUGGACCUUAUCAAUUUGCAGUCAGAUGUUACAGAACCACCCUUGAAUACUGUAGUAAGGGAUCCGGACGAUCUUAAUGAUGCCGAAAGUGGAAGUGUAGACAGAGGAAUUUUUGUCCCUGAACUUAACUUUUCUAUCCUUCUUGAAGUUGGUCCAGAGCCUCCAAGUGAAUCUGGGAGUGUGUUGGAACACAUCCAGUCGCUGCCAGAUGAUUCUGAAAACAAUUCUAAUACGAUAAAAAGGGAUAAAGAAGAGGCAGAAAACGAAGAAGUCUGGGACGAUGUCAAAUUACCAGUUCGGAAGAAAAGAGCAAAGCCUGAUUCAUGGGCACAGAAUUUGAGAAAAGCGUCAAGAGAUAAAGGUGAGGAAUACGUAAACAGAAAUGGUAUCAUUAUCCCUUAA